AUGAGUACUUUUUUAUGUAAAAAAGGAACAUGUGUUGCAGAUUCAGAAGGGGAAGAUGAUUUUUUUUCUUCAGAAGCAGUUUUAUUUAAAAAUGUUGAUACGCAUAUAUCCCAAGAAAAAAUGCAUUGUGAGAAGACUGAUACUAUGAGCAGUAUUGUUGCUUUAGAAUCUUCAGAUAAUCCUAUUAUUAGUUAUGAAACGUCUAUUUUAAUUCUGGAAGAAUCUAAAAAAGAUAUGGAAAAUAAAGGUCAUAGUUUUUUGAAGGAAAAAAAUCUAGAAAAUGAUAAUUCUAAAGAUAGUUCUUUUUUAUCUAACAGCAAUUGUAAUUCAAACGUGAAUAUUCAGCGUGAUUUGCCUCCCAUAAUGAAUGCAGAUGGUAGUGAUGAUGAAAUACAGUUAUUACCAUUGCUUAAACAAAGCAAUAUUGGUGUAUUUGAGACGACAGGGGAUGGGUCUGCGAUUGAUUGCAGAGAAGAAGCAACUCCAUGCAAAAAUAUGCAAGUGUUUCAAUUAUCUCAACAAGAAAAGUCGGAAAUUAAGUUGCUUUCUCUCGCUGCGUGUAUUGAUACGAAUCCUUUACAAAUGAACGAAUGCAAGUCUGAAAGCAAUGGGAAUGGUUCUGUUUUUCCUAAUGAUAUUGAAUUCACUGCUGGUUUAAAAGAUGAUGUAUUUCGAAAGAAGGGGAAGAAAAUGAAAAGAAGUAAAACCACAAAAGAUGAUUUGAAAAAAGGAGGAAAAGUAAAAAGAUAUUCUUCUCUCGGAUCUUAUCAUGAUUAUAUGAAUAUUGUGGGCAAUACUUCACCUAUACAACAAGAAUUUGGGAAUGGUUUUUCUGAGACAGCUUUUUCCAAAGAUGCUUUAAAGUUAAAUAGAUGUUUAUCGUCUAAAGAUAGUGAUCAACAUCCUCUAUAUUCUUACGGAAAUGAUUAUUGUUCUGUUAACCAUAAUGCUUUGCUAGAUGGCAGUUUUUCAAGAAUUGUUCCGAAUGAUUCCGAGACGCAUGAAUUUAACGCGUUACAGUUAACAAAUUAUCAAGAAAAUAGUCAACUAAAUGUUGAUGGGAGUCUAAAGACACCUGAAUCCUGUAAGCAGGACUCCGAAGUUUUAAAGAUGAAAGCAUGUUUUUCAGUAUCUAGAACAGCAGAAAUAGUGGAGAAAGUUCUAGAUAAUGUAGACGUCAAUACAUUGCAACUAGAAAAUGGCGAAAACAUUGUUUUAGAAUCUAAAAGUCAGCAAUUAACUCCACCCAUGGAAACACUUAAUACGAUAGAUAUUCCGCUUACUCCAGCUGCAACACCUUCCGCAUUAAAAGAAUCUGUACGGAAAUCUACUAUGACAAAGCCAUAUUAUCGUGUUGGGCUUUCAAAAAAAGCAAAAAUAGAAUCUUUGCACUCUUAUCUUAAAAAAUAA
Molecule: messenger RNA, 1410 nt
Organism: Pneumocystis jirovecii RU7
Lineage: Eukaryota; Fungi; Ascomycota; Pneumocystomycetes; Pneumocystales; Pneumocystaceae
Exons: 2
Coding region: 1-1410 (469 amino acids)
Source: RefSeq, a predicted model, not a curated record